This is a messenger RNA of Cloeon dipterum, 3477 nucleotides long. Its product is annotated as protein artichoke-like. Gene Ontology annotation, molecular function: protein binding. The record is from RefSeq and is a predicted model, not a curated record. Bases 218 to 3418 code for a protein of 1066 amino acids. Gene Ontology annotation, cellular component: extracellular matrix. NCBI's taxonomy places the organism in Eukaryota, Metazoa, Arthropoda, Insecta, Ephemeroptera, Baetidae. The transcript has 14 exons.
GCAGUAGAGCGACGCCUUUUACCACGACUCCUUCACUCGGCGCGCAACUAACUCUUUCUCCCAGUCUGAGAGAGGAAAGCGCUGGAGAAACUGCAACGCCGUCGCCUGCUGCUCAAAAUUCCUCACCUGUCGUGUGUUGUAUUUUGUGUUUUCAAUAUGCUGUGUCGCUGUCGUUUGGAAGGCACUCUCGCCUGAAAACUAAUUUUACAUCCUAAAGAUGCUCAGGGUUCAUUUAUUAGUGGCCCUUGUGGUUACCAGCAGCGGGGUAUCUGACGCCAUUUACAUCCCUCCGGGCCCUAAAUAUCCCUGUCCCACGGACCAAAAGUCCAUAUUCCCGUGUCGGUGCGUGUCCGGCAGUGAUGAUGGCCUCCGCGUCAUUUGCGAACUUAGCGGCCUGGCCCCCAUGGCGGCCGCCUUCUCCAAUUUGGCCGCGCAGCCGGUGGAGCGGCUGACCAUCAGGAAGGGCCGGUUCACCAGCCUCUUCGGCCUGGGCUUGCGGCCGCUCAAAGUGACCGAGCUGAAAAUCGAAGACAGCCCUGUCAAGGUGAUAGAAGGCGACUUCCUGGAGGGCGUCAACAACACCCUGACGAUGCUCACGCUGAACGGCACCAAACUCGAGGCGUUUCCCACAAAGGCGUUCGAGCUGCUCGGCGAGACCAAGACCCUGAAGAUUGAAGGGCAUGCCGUGCAGUCACUGGCGGCUUCCUCUAUUCCUAUGCCCGCGCUCGAGACGUUUACCUUUGCGGAUGGACCCCUGUCUGACUUAGCCCCGGACACUUUCGCUUUGAGCAAAAAACUCAAGCACCUGGAGCUUCAUAGAAACGCUUUGAUGGAACUAAAGCGAGGUGUUUUUAAAGGCCUUAGGGAUCUCGAGAGUCUCGUUUUAUCUCACAACAACCUUUUGAAGGUUGAUUCCACUGCCCUGGCGGACCUCCCGAAGCUCUCUUCCUUGAAUUUAUCCCAUAACGCUCUAACUGAGCUGCCGAGAGGUGGCUUUGCGAGAAACACGCUUUUGAAGCAUCUUGAUAUGUCGCAUAAUAAUCUGAAAAAGCUCGACGCUAACACCUUUCGCGGCCUGAGAUUCUUAAGGCGUUUAUACUUUUCUGAUAACAUGAUAGAAGAAGUUGGAAGAGGGGCAUUCUCAUCCCUUACCAGAAUCGGCACAAUUGAUCUUGCCAGAAAUAAGCUCACUAAAGUCGACUUCCAAAUGUUUGCAGGACUACGCUAUGCCGAAAAACUGGAUGUUUCCGAGAAUCAAAUCACCGAGAUUCAAAAGCGGGCAUUUGUCGAGCUUUACUUGGUUGUCGUCAACAUUUCACACAACGUUAUCUCCUCUAUCGAGCCAGGCUCUUUUGAAAACUGCGCUAAUAUGACAGUGUUGGAUAUGAGCCACAAUUUGCUCACCACCAUCCCAAAAUCCGCCUUUGACGCUGUGAGCUACGCUGCAAACUUUUUCCUGCAGUACAACCAGAUUACCGAUUUUUCUACUAUUCCUUUGGCCAACAUGACUGGUUUGCAGACUUUAAAUGUCAGUUACAACGCUUUAACUAACAUUCCAAGAAACGGAUUCCCCAAACUCUACGAGCUACGGUCUGUGGAUUUGUCUCACAACAAGUUGACCAGCAUUUCCAAUGCAGUUUUCCAGCCUCUGUUCAGUUUGCGAAAUCUUGAUUUAAGCUUCAAUUCACUGGGGAAAUUGAGCAGCGCAGUGUUUGGAGCACUGCCUUCAUUGCUCGACCUUGAUUUGACGCACAAUGCCCUGACGGAAGUAGGAAGGGGUGCGUUUGCCAGGCUUAGUUCCAUCAGGAAUAUUUAUCUGGGCUACAACAAGAUUAGCAAAAUUGGUUUUCAACUACCUCCUGCGCUCUCUGUGCUCAGCAUGCCGCAUAAUGAACUUGAAACACUGUCAGGACACACUGAAGGAGAAAGCAUUUGGCCAACAAUGAACGCCCUCCUUGAGCUUGAUUUUGAUGAUAACAAGUUGGGAGACAGCUUGGCUGAUGACUCUAGUGCUCUAGCUAAUUUGCUAACGCUAAGAUCGCUUAGACUGAAUCGGAAUGGCUUGACUCGCCCGCCAAGAGCUGCGCUCGGUCCUCUCACCUCGUUGCAGUACGUCUUUUUGGAGGGCAACAACAUACAGAGUUUGCCCAAAGGCGCAUUUGGUCGACUUCCGAUCGUAUUUGAAAUACAGCUCGCGAACAACAAUAUGAAAAACAUCAGCGUAAAAGCGUUUGAGGGCUUCCUUCAGCUUCUCAAACUAAACUUGAGUUACAAUGAUUUGACGCAAAUCCCAAAUGGAGCAUUCGAAAGUUUGGUGUCGCUAAGAAAUCUGGACUUGUCGCACAACAGAAUUGAAAAAUUAGACAACAAAUCUCACGGGCUUUUAGAUGACUGUUUGUCUUUAGAAAAGAUUAAUUUGAGCCACAACAAUAUUGGCUUUGUGACCAGACCAAUGUUCCCGAGUAACCCGUACAUCCCAUACAAGUUGCGUGAGGUGGACCUCAGCCACAACGCUAUUCCCGUGCUUACGAUGGACUUGACUUGGGGCACAAAAAAGGUGCAAGUACUCGACGUUUCGCAUAAUCUCAUCAAUGAAAUCCGACCAGGUGUUAUAGGGAAUUUAACUUCUCUCAGGCACUUUGAUGUGUCAUACAAUGAAUUAGAGGAAUUGGCGGUGACAAAAAAAGAAGGCUUCCCCGCAAAUUUGACCGUGAUAAAUCUCCAACAUAACCAAUUCGAAUCACUUCCAUUGCAAGAGCUGUUGAGCGCAAAUCUAUCAAAACUCGAUUUGUCCAACAACAAGCUAAAGGAAUUCUCUGAAGAGCUCUCUUACAUGGUGGAAAAUGGCACUGUAGUGGACUUUUACGGCAACCCUCUUGAGUGCAACUGUUUAUUGCGGCCAGUAGUGAGAUGGCUGCUAGGACAAAUUGAGCCCACGCCAUGGAACACAGUGACCUGCGUGACCCCUAAUUUCCUGCAAGGACGAUCAGUUUCUAAUGUGCCUGAAGACAAACUGACGUGUUUGAAACCACCUAAGCAACAGCGCCUGCGAAUAACCCCAGACGUCGCGUACAGAAGUGUCAACAAAGCCAAGGACGGAGGGAUAAAAAUGAUUUGGUAUGUUCCAACCAGACAAGACAUUGGCAAUUUCCAAAUUAUAGUCCGAGACAAAGACACGCAAGAUGAUAUUUUUGAAAAAGAGGUGCCAUACACGAUGAGGAGCGAUACGAUCCCCCCUUUGCCAUCAGGUGGCAAUUUGCAAGUUUGCGUUUUAGCCAAAGACUCUGAAGGGCAGCUGAGACUUUGGAGAGACAGCCAGUGUCGGUCUCUCAAGAGCUUGACUUCAUCAGCUGAAAGCCUAAGUAAGCUACACUUCGCACUGUUCAUGGCUACGCUCACCGCGACCUGGAUUUUCUAAUUCAUAAGUUGCUUGUACCUGUGAUAUCAAUUAUUCAUUAAAUAUUAGCGUAAUUCAAA